AUGUUGCGAACUUCGCUUCAGUCUGUGAGGGCAUUUGGCGGCAGGCCCGUUGUGGCCGCUGCUGCCCGCCAAUGGCCCAUUGCGGCUACACGGCGUGCCGGCCUUGCUGGUCAGCGUUUCUACUCCGUCGAAAAGAAGCCCGAGCUCGAUCCUGCUAAGCAACCUGUUUUGCCAGCUUCCCAAACCGUUACUUCCGAGAGAAUCCACGAGACCACCAUUGACGAUGUCGGCGAGACCAAGGCCGCUACCACAGACGUCCCUUUGACACCUCCCCCCCCUCCUCCUGCGCCUGCGCCUGCGCCUAUCAAGAAGAAGGGUUUCUUCCGAAGGCUCAAGAACUUUGUCUUCACCCUGCUUGUUCUUGGCGUCGUUGGUUUCGCUGGAGGUGUCUGGUACUCUCGCGUGAGCGACAACUUCCACGAUUUCUUUACCGAAUAUGUCCCCUUUGGCGAGCAGGCUGUUCUUUACCUCGAGGAGAUGGACUACAAGAAGCGAUUCCCUAACAUCACCGGCCGAUCAAAGACUCAAGCCACCGAGGAUGCUGUUCGAGUUCCUGCCCAAAGCGGCGCUUCCUGGAGAGUAGCAGAUGCAGGCCAAGCCGGACGUCACUCAAGUGCUGGCCCGGUUUCUGCCGCUACUAAGAAGGUCGAGGAGGCUGUUAAACCCAAGGCCAAGGCCAAGGCUAAGGCUCCAGUCGAAGCCAAGCCUGUUGCAAAGGCUGUCGAGGAGCCUGCUCCUGCCCCCAGGUCUGACUCUGGUUUCAAAGCACCAGAAGUUAAUGAGCCUUCCAAGAUGCCUCCUCUGAAGCCAAUUGACCUUCUAUCGCUCGAGGCUGCAAGGGAGCCUGUUGUUCAAGACCUCGUCCACAUGGUGAACGACCUUAUCCUAGUCAUCAACGCCGAUAAUGCUCAUGGCAAGUAUGGCACCUCUGUUAGCAAGGCUAAGGAUGAGAUCGCCAAGGUCGGAGGUAAGCUCAAGGCCAUGAAGGGUGAGUUUGAGAAGAAGGCUGCCCGACAAGUCAGGGAGAAGAUUGAGGAGUUCGACAAGGCUGCUACAGAUCUAAUUGAUCGUGUUGAGAACACCAUGAUCAGCCAGGAGAACCAAUGGCGACAAGACUUUGAGCAGGAGAUGAAGAAGGUCCGAGAAAACUAUGAGGACCGUGUUAAUGUGCUUCUUGAGCGUGAGAAGAAAGUCAACGAGGAGAAACUGCAGAAUCAGCUCGCGCAGCAGGCUCUGGCCCUUAAGAAGGAAUUCACCAAGGAUGUUGAGAAGCAAGUUGAGCAGGAGCGUGAGAGCCGACUAGGCAAGCUGAACGCCCUGUCGUCUGCCGUGUCAGACCUUGAGAAGCUUACCACAGGCUGGAACGAUGUUAUUGACACCAACCUCAAGACUCAGCAGCUGCACGUCGCCGUUGAGGCUGUCCGAGCCAGCUUGGAGGAUGACCACCACCCUCGUCCUUUUAUUCGCGAGCUCGUUGCUCUCCGGGAAAUUGCUUCGGAUGAUCCUGUUGUCAAUGCCGCCAUCGCCUCUGUUAACCCAUCCGCUUACCAACGCGGUAUCUCUACUACCUCUCAGCUGAUCGAUCGUUUCCGUCGAGUGGCCAAUGAGGUCCGAAAGGCCUCAUUGUUACCCGAUGAGGCCGGUGUUGCCAGCCACGCUUCCAGCUGGGUUCUUAGCCACGUUAUGUUCAAGAAGCAAGGACUUGCGGACGGUAACGAUGUUGAGAGCAUUCUCACCCGAACCCAAACAUACCUUGAGGAGGGUGACCUGGACUCUGCGGCGCGAGAAAUUAACGGUUUGGAUGGAUGGGCCAAGACCCUGAGUAAGGAUUGGCUCGGUGAGGUUCGCAAGGUGUUGGAGGUUCAGCAGGCUCUCGAUGUGAUUGCCACAGAAGCCCGUCUUCAGAGUCUCCGUGUGGAUUAA
Messenger RNA from Fusarium subglutinans, 1923 nucleotides. Its product is annotated as mysoin heavy chain. NCBI's taxonomy places the organism in Eukaryota, Fungi, Ascomycota, Sordariomycetes, Hypocreales, Nectriaceae. Gene Ontology annotation, biological process: cristae formation. Gene Ontology annotation, cellular component: MICOS complex. Bases 1 to 1923 code for a protein of 640 amino acids. The transcript has 3 exons. The record is from RefSeq and is a predicted model, not a curated record.